This is a messenger RNA of Vicia villosa (hairy vetch), 828 nucleotides long. RefSeq lists its product as uncharacterized. The transcript is spliced from 4 exons. Bases 215 to 703 code for a protein of 162 amino acids. NCBI's taxonomy places the organism in Eukaryota, Viridiplantae, Streptophyta, Magnoliopsida, Fabales, Fabaceae. The record is from RefSeq and is a predicted model, not a curated record.
UUAUUACUAUUAAAAAGAUAUAAUUAAAUUUACUUCUGCAUGUACAGAAAAAGGCAUUUCAACAGUUUCCAAAAACUUGUGCACGUUUACCUACUGAAAGGAAGUCUAACAGGUAAUGGGAGUUUGAGUAUAUAUAGUACAAAGGACACAGUUUUUUUCCACUCUUCAAGUACCAAAUCCUGAAACCUAAUCCGUGAGUUGGAGAUUUCACAAAAUGGGUAGCUUCUCCCAAGUUGCAAAGGCUUGCAGAACUAUGAAAUUUUUUGUUGUUCAAGACCCAGUCAAACGAUUGGCGAUUAAAAGGAGGAUGAAGCAAAGAUCGAAGAUGUUGCGGAUGAGUUUGAAGACGAAGAAAGAGCGGAUUACCAAGUUGUGCACUGAGUGGGCUUUGCAUGUGAUGGAUGGUGUUGCAUGCGCCUGGCAAAGGGGAAGUAAGAUUCAGAACAUAGCAGGGGUGUGGCAGGAUGAGAUGCUUGGAAUCAGGUGGUCGGGGAAGCAUCAGGAAUUGAGGGGUGGCUUGAGGUUCGCUGUACUUGAAGACGUGGAUUUUUUAACGGAUGUUCUGGGAAGUGUUGGACUGGAGAUAAACCCCAGAAUGAUAGAAAUAUCGAACUCAGUGUAUAUUGGGAAUUUUUUCUUUGAAAAUGAAAGAGAAUGGAUGAUAUGGACAGAGUUGGUGGAGAAGCUGAAAAGAAUGGGUUAAAGAAUAUGUGUUGUUGGGUAUUGAUGGCUAUGGUGAAUGAAGAAGUGCAAAGUUUUGGAAGAACAGUAGAUUGUUUUGGAUGAUGUUGUUGGGCUUUUUUUUUUUUCUAUUUCAGUUGUAUGUGG